GCGCACCUGACAGUUGCACGGACAAGAGUCGCGAGCACAAGGACUACUCACUCUCUCGAGACACACACUACGGACAACAUGAAGCGAAAUCAAGACUUUAGCUCCUCUGACAGCGAGCUAGAUGAAAUUGAGGUUGAGAAGGAGAGCGGCGACGAGAAUGGCAGUCUCAGCUCACCACUGGGAUCAGUCUCGCCCUCCACUACCACUCAGGUGCAGGCGAGAAAGCGUCGGCGUGGGAUUAUCGAGAAACGCCGCCGUGACCGUAUAAAUAACAGUCUGACGGAACUGAGAAGACUGGUGCCAACUGCUUUCGAAAAACAGGGUUCUGCCAAGCUGGAGAAGGCUGAGAUUCUGCAGAUGACGGUGGACCACCUCAAGAUGCUUCAUGCGGCAGGUGGCAAAGGCUUUUUCGACGCCCACGCCCUGGCGAUGGACUACCGCGGCCUGGGCUUCCGCGAGUGCCUGGCCGAGACGGCCCGCUACCUGAGCAUCAUCGAGGGCCUGGACAGCGCCGACCCUCUCCGCAUCCGCCUGGUGUCCCACCUCAACAGCUACGCCCUGCAGCGCGAGGUCCACGCCGGCCUGGCUCACCACCCGCCGCCGCACCACCCCCAUGCCCAUCCCCACGCCCAUCCCCAUCCGCACCACCUGGGCUGGGGCUCCGCGUUCGGGGCGCCUGCCCCUCCUCCACCUCCUCCACACACCCACCUGGCACCCCCACACCUGCUCCUGCCGCAGGCUCCUAGCGUGGUGGUGGCAGCAGCAGCAGCAGCGGCAGCAGCUACAACUCGGAGAACUGGAAGCCCACCUUCGUUAUCAUCAUCAUCAUCAUCCUCAUCCUCAGCUUCGUCAUCAGGAUCACCAGCUGUGUCAUCAUCAUCAUCUUUGUCAUCGUCAUCGUCACGUGUGACACCCAGCAGCUCUCCAUCUUCCUCUUCCCCGUCUUCCUCCUCUUCCUCCUCCUCUGAGCCGUCAGUUCCCAGCAGGCUGAGCAGCAGUGCCGCCCACCCCGAUGCACCCCACUCCGGACCCCUCCGUGUGCCCGCGAGUGCCGCUCUGCCCCCCAGCCUGACCAGGGCAUCACCCACCACCUCCCAUCACACUUCCAGCUCCACCGCCGUUAGUGGAGGCAGCAGCAGUAGAGGAGGAGAGGCUGCGUCGUCCAAGCUGCCUCCCCCACUCCUGAGCUCCCUGUCUGGGCUGUCCGCGUUCCCCUUCCCCCUGGGUGCUUUCCCUCUCCUGGCUCCCCGCUCCCUGUCUCCUUCCUCCCCAUCCUCCUCCUCCUCCUCCUCCUCCAUGGCAGCGGUGACCGCCGCCAGCCUGGCCAAGCCCUACCGGCCCUGGACCAUGGAGAUUGGAGCCUUCUGAACUCUCCACUUUGAACUUUGACCCCCCUGAAAACCCCUGUUCGUUAGAGUGCGUGGACCAGUCGAAAACGAACUCUCACGUCUCUCAUGCCGAUGCAAAGGUCGCAUAAAAGGACAAAAAGUUCUAGCCAGUGAAUUUACAAUUGCUAAAUGUUUUUCAGUCGUGUUUGUAGAGUGCGUUCGUUUCCGAUCAUGAGAGACUGAACUCCUGAAAUACUCUUAUUUUCUAUAUUAAGCCAUAGGCUGUUUUCUUCAGCGUUUUUGUCUCUUUUUUUGCUACAGUCCUCUCUUCUGUUACACACACACACACACACACACACACACACACACACACACACACACACACACACACACACACACACACACACACACACACACACACACACACACACACACAAUCAAAGCAGCCCCUAGCCUACCCAUUACAUAAUGAGACAUGUGUGGAUCCACGGCUCUAUAAUCUUAGAACGCCUUCCCCUUCCCUCUGAAGACAACCCCCCACCCCCCACAAA
This is a messenger RNA of Engraulis encrasicolus (European anchovy), 1879 nucleotides long. It is a transcript of the gene hey1, whose product is annotated as hes-related family bHLH transcription factor with YRPW motif 1. Bases 79 to 1368 code for a protein of 429 amino acids. Gene Ontology annotation, molecular function: DNA-binding transcription factor activity, RNA polymerase II-specific; protein dimerization activity; RNA polymerase II cis-regulatory region sequence-specific DNA binding. Gene Ontology annotation, cellular component: nucleus. The record is from RefSeq and is a predicted model, not a curated record. NCBI's taxonomy places the organism in Eukaryota, Metazoa, Chordata, Actinopteri, Clupeiformes, Engraulidae. Gene Ontology annotation, biological process: regulation of neurogenesis; anterior/posterior pattern specification; circulatory system development. The transcript has 5 exons.